CGGAAAAGAAAGUUUGUGUUUUGUCAACAUCUUAUUUGGUUUUCAUUUUAAAAAUAUUUUUCACUGUGUCCGAGCUAGUCAAGGUUUUACUGUCUUACUGGUGAAUCGUAUUGAGAGAGGAGAAUUGCCAUAGAUGUUCUGUACUAAGAUUGUGACAUGCCAAUAUCACAACUUUACAAUAGGUCAUAGAUGUAAGGGGAUAUAACUCCAGAGAACAUUGCCACCUCAGUUGAUAACGGUGAAAGAUGAAUUCAUCGACUGUAAAAGUUGACACAACACCAUCUCUGAUGACCACCAGAGGGCAGGCCUCUGUUUACAGCACCACAACGAAUAGUACGUCCAGUCUGGUGAACGUUACCAUGGAGACGUACUUAACAACCACAGAGACUUACUUAACAACCACAGAUGACACAGAUUUCUUCGGCCAUCUUGAUUUGCGCGACGAGACAACAUUUGUGGCUCUGAUUGUGAUGGGCGUGUUUGUUCCUGCGAUCUUCAUCACCAUGUUCCUGCUUAUUUACUUCAAGAGGAGAAAACAGGUCAAAGAACGCAAAGCCGUCAUGUUGUUACGGAACGCCCAGGACAUGGCGCUUGAUGAUUACACCUGCACUAUUCGGUGAUCUGAACCACGAAACACAUCUUAACACACCGUCUGACUCAGUGGAAAAUUCAGCGCAGGGCUCAAACUUAACGACGGCAAUUGUCGUAGGUCAGGCACUUUACUGAUGGCAGUUUUUUGCAGCUGGAUAAAAAUUACUGCUGUCGAUUGAAGGGAUCAUAUUCAGUUUUUAUAUUUGUUGCACAAGUUACUGGUUUUAAAUUGCAGUAGGCAGGCUAAACAUUGAUAUAGGUGAAUAUUUUGCCUAUGGCGAAAACUUUUAAAAAAUGUCAUAGGUGACAAAUGCUUAAUUUCAAGCCCUACAGUGGAGGUUGUGGGUGUGAAGAAGAUGGUUGAGGGGAUAUGUCAGUCACCCCCUCCUCAAAAUGAAAAUUCUUCAGUUGGUUUUCCAAACACUAAGUUUCAAAACUGUGUAAAGUUCUGACGAUUUUUGUCUUGAAAAUGCUUCCCUUUUCCAUAUUCUUCCAUUUGAGUAUUUAAUAGUAAAAGAGCUAAAGGUAGGAUGUCAACACCUGUGAUUAAAAAAUGUAACAUGGAAUGUUUUGACCAGACCCAGCUAAGUAGUUUUUAACCUUUUGUUUUAAAUAAUUAAUAUAUAUCUAAUAUUCUGACUGGUCGGUCUUUAUAUGCUGAUGGAAAAAAAUAAGAGAACACAAUAAAUUGUAGACCAAAUUCAAUCACAACUAGCGUAGUAAUGUCUGUAUUUUAUACCAAGUUGUAAUGUGGGACUGAAUGUCUGUAGUGUUGA
This is a messenger RNA of Gigantopelta aegis, 1367 nucleotides long. RefSeq lists its product as uncharacterized. Lineage: Eukaryota; Metazoa; Mollusca; Gastropoda; Neomphalida; Peltospiridae. The transcript has 4 exons. The record is from RefSeq and is a predicted model, not a curated record. The coding region runs from base 246 to 620 and encodes 124 amino acids.